This is a messenger RNA of Spinacia oleracea (spinach), 2178 nucleotides long. Its product is annotated as transcription factor MYB17. Bases 1044 to 1877 code for a protein of 277 amino acids. NCBI's taxonomy places the organism in Eukaryota, Viridiplantae, Streptophyta, Magnoliopsida, Caryophyllales, Amaranthaceae. The record is from RefSeq and is a predicted model, not a curated record. The transcript is spliced from 3 exons.
GAGUCAACUCGGUCGCGGUAUAUUGUUUAUGAAUUACGGAGUCAUGAUAGGAUAAUACGGAGUAUAUUAUGGAUUAUGAUUUACGAAUCCCAAAAAAGUACUGUAAAAACUAUAUAAAUUAGUCAAUCUAUUGGGGGUCGUUCUAUGGAAAUGAAUCUAAGUAAAUUAGCAAAAAUAGUAUUGGAUGUACUCGGCUGUAAAAUAAUGAUUUGGGUUCAUCUGCUUUUCCUUCAUCCUAACAAUAAAAUUUUAUAUUGUCACUUAGAAGUACUAAGUAAGUUUAACUGUUUCCCUUCUCCUUGAUAGAGAAAUGAAUAAACCCUAAUUAGUUUUUUUUGUGGGUUAGCACCCGGUUCACCCUUAGGGUUAAUUCGAAUUCGGGGCGAGUUCUGGGUGGUUAGGUUCUAUUUCCCUCCCAAUUGUUGUUGCGGGAGAUCGAACACGGGUUCUCCCUACCAAGUUCAGCUCCAAUCACCACUGAACUAAUAAACAAUUGUGUAAUAACCCCUAAUUAGUGAAAAUAUGUUAAUUAGAGUUCAAUAUAUUAGUUAGUUAAAUUCCUAAAAUACCCUUAAUUAGUUUGCGGAAUCACCAAAAUACCCCCAAGCGUCGACUAUUGUACUCCAUAAUUCAUCCCUAUGCCUAUUUUGGCCACUAGUUUAGCAAUUAGUGUUAAGCUGAAAUGAUAGACCUGAAUUUCAGUUGUCACAGUUACAAGACAAAAAAGAAAAGAAAAUGGUUAGACAAUGUGUUAGUUGAGUAGUACAUAAAAAUUAGUUAUCAUGUGGCUUUAUGUGAGGCCGGCCUUGAUUUUUACCGCCAAAUUUAUUAUUAAAAUCUUAUCAUAUACUAACAGAUCUACUUCGUACUCGUGUAAGUGCAGUAUUUAAGUACGGAUCGGUAUGUAAUUUGUUGUCAACUUUUGUUACUGAGUUAAUUAUGACAAAAUGUUAAACAAGUGCUGCUUGUUCUUUCCCUUAAUAAAUUGUUCAACACUUGUACUCAUGUAUGCUUAACAGCUUAAUCCCAAUGUAGAGAGAAAUAUGCAAAUUGUGGAAUCCAUGUCCGAAUUUCAUACAAAAAGAAAAGAAAAUGGUCUCCUUCGGUGUGGAAAGAGUUGUCGUCUUCGCUGGACUAAUUAUCUGAAGCCAGACAUUAAACGCGGUCCAUUUAGUCCUGAAGAAGAGAAACUUGUAAUACAGCUACAUGCCAUUUUAGGCAACAGGUGGGCUGCAAUUGCUGCACGAUUACCAGGAAGAACAGACAAUGAGAUCAAGAACUUAUGGAAUACCCACUUAAGGAAACGGUUAGUUUGUAUGGGCCUGGAUCCUACAACCCAUGAACCACUUCCUACACCUCCUGGACCAUCCAUCAAAUCCCCAUCAUCCCCUUCUACACGCCACAUGGCUCAAUGGGAGAGUGCCAGGCUCGAAGCCGAAAUCCGUCUUUCAAAUGAGUCCUUACAGUCUUCACCAGGGUUCCAUGAUUCUGACCACUUCCUCCGCCUUUGGAACUCUGAAGUUGGGGAAUCGUUUCGAACUUACGAAACAAAGGAGAAGAUUGCAUGUCAAAGUGAAAGCCCAUUUUCUCAAGCAUCCACUUGUACUACAAAAUGUGCCUCCACUUCAGGUGUGACAGUGGAUAACCAUGAUGAAGAAAUGGUGGUGUGUAAGAACUUGAUCAAAUCCGAAGUCGUUGAUGUAAAUACAAGAUCAGAUUCUUCAAGCUCCAACGAGGUAGAUGAUUCAUCUGAGUCUACUGCAUUACAGCUGCUCUUGGAUUUUCCUGGAUAUAAUGACAUGAGCUUCUUAGUAGAUCCUGUUGAUGGCUACUACAUCUUUCCUUCUUUGAUGAAUCCACAAAUGAGUAUCAUCUGAUAUUUUGGUGUGUUUUUUGAACUUGUACUGCGGUCUGCGGAUGUAUGGUUUUUUUUUUUGGGGGUCAUUUUCAGCAAUCAGCAGUAUAUUUAUUUCUUAGUUAACUAUUAUAGUUCUAGCUUCAGGUUACCUAUUUUCCCAGUCUAGUCAUGUAUGUUGGUCAGAUUCUGCUCAUAAUCAUGUUCCUGUAUCUGUUUUCUGAUGUCCUGUAUUUUGAACUUGUAAUGUUUUAUCUGUAGACUCUUUGACUAGCUUCAUUGUCAAUUUGUCAUAUAUGUAUAUGGUUGAAUCUUCUCUUUCA